UCUAAACUUGAAAAUUCUCUUCGUGAUGAUUCUAAAUUAUACAAUUCUGAUAGAUUUGCUCGAUCGCUCAUAGUUUAUAUGAGAGGAGCAAUAUUAUUUCAAUUAAUUCAUCCAUUCUUGAGAAAUUAUGUGCCAUAUUUUAAGAAUAAAAUAAAUGAUGUUCUAGAAAGUAGAGAUUAUAUAUUAAAGACACUUAACAAUAUGAUUGAAAAGAGAAAUUCUGACUUUACAAAUAUUCCACAAAAAUUAAA
Dentiscutata erythropus is the source of this 251-nucleotide messenger RNA. The record is from the annotation of a GenBank genome assembly. NCBI's taxonomy places the organism in Eukaryota, Fungi, Glomeromycota, Glomeromycetes, Diversisporales, Gigasporaceae.